AUGCCAUGGCAUUCUAUUUUUCAAUCACCUUUUAAAGGUGUCAUUCUAUUAGAGACUGGCAUUCAAAUAGAGAGUGGCAUUCUAUUUUUCAAUCAUCUUUCAAGGUGGCAUUUUAUUAGAGACUGACAU
This is a messenger RNA of Meloidogyne enterolobii, 129 nucleotides long. The record is from the annotation of a GenBank genome assembly. Lineage: Eukaryota; Metazoa; Nematoda; Chromadorea; Rhabditida; Meloidogynidae.